Funneliformis geosporum is the source of this 164-nucleotide messenger RNA. NCBI's taxonomy places the organism in Eukaryota, Fungi, Glomeromycota, Glomeromycetes, Glomerales, Glomeraceae. The record is from the annotation of a GenBank genome assembly.
ACGAAAUGAUGGAUGAUUUAGAACAAAUAUCAGCAAGAAUAAUUGAUGAUAUUAAUAUAUUUGAUUCUAAUAAUGAUGAUAAUUUGCAACCUUUUACUUUACUUGAACUUUUUGACUCACAAAUAAUUAAAAUAGCAUUGAUUCAAGAAAUUAAUUCCAUAUAA